This is a messenger RNA of Antechinus flavipes (yellow-footed antechinus), 2717 nucleotides long. Its product is annotated as olfactory receptor 51I1-like. The transcript has a single exon. Bases 1776 to 2717 code for a protein of 313 amino acids. The record is from RefSeq and is a predicted model, not a curated record. Lineage: Eukaryota; Metazoa; Chordata; Mammalia; Dasyuromorphia; Dasyuridae. Gene Ontology annotation, biological process: G protein-coupled receptor signaling pathway. Gene Ontology annotation, cellular component: membrane. Gene Ontology annotation, molecular function: olfactory receptor activity; G protein-coupled receptor activity.
UGAAGGAAGAUAUGGAUUAAAAAAGAGCCUUUUUAGUCCAUCUUUGAAUGUCUUUAUUUUUAUUUAUUGGAGAGAAAAUAAAGACUAAACAAAAAUAAAUAACUAACAAGAGAGAAAACUCAAGAGAUAACUCAAUUUUAAUUUUGCUUCUGUUUUCUCUCUCAAGGGAAUCAGGAGGGAAAAAAAAAAAGAACAGAAGUAGUAAGGAGACAGUUAAAGAGCCCUUAGUCUUCAUUUAUGAAUUCAACUUCCUUGCCACACAUAAAGGAAAAUAAAAUCAGUUUGAUUGACUUGAAAAAGGGAAUGAUGUCCUAUUAGGUUGAGGAUCAGUUUUAAAGGAUCUUAAAUAUGAAACAAAGGAAUUAAUAUUUCCUUCUCAAGUGGGAAUUCUUAACUUGGGAGCCAUGAACUUAUUAAAAAUGUUUUCAUAACUGUAUUUCAGUGUCAGUGGGUUUAUUUAACUUGUUAUCCAUCAUUUAAGUUAUUCAAAAGCUGCUAAAGGUAAUGGAGAUCCUCUUAUUAGGCUUCUUCAAGCAAUACUUGGAUGAUUCUUUUCAAGUUUGUGAAGGAGAGAUUUAUUUGGGGUUAUGAUUUAGGUUAAAUGGUCGCUGAGCUCCCUCCCACCUCUAAAAUUGUGAAAUUAUAUGAUUCUAUCACUGAGAUUCAAUAACUAUUAUUUUUGAAUGCUAAUUUUGAAGUUAUUUCUCAUAAGUUCAAGUGUAAAUUUUUUUAAUUUGUUUUUUUUUUUGGGGGGGGGGAGGUGGUGGUGUAAGGGGAGGCAAUUAGGAUUAGAUGACUUGCCUAUAGUUCCAUAGCUAGUAAGUGUCAAGUGUCUGAGGCCAGAUUUGAACUUAAUCCUCCUGACUGCAAGUAUAGUGCUCAAUACACAGCAUCACCUUGUUGCUCCAAGUAAAGCUUUUUAGACAUAAGUAAUCCAACUUGCUUAAGACUUUCUAUCCCACCCACCAUAGAUUACAGAAAUUUAGACAACAAGCAUUCAUUCUCUCUAAACUUAGAAGGAAGGGAUUUGAGAUAAAAGUUUAUUAGAAAUAAUGAAAAACACAAGAUGUAACUUUCUGUGCUUCAGGAAGGAUUAUGAGAAAAGGAGGAAAAGCGUGGAAGGAAAAGGAAAAAUAAAAGAACUUAGGUAGUAAUGGGGGAGAGAAGGCAAGAAGGAAUAAGGGAAAAAGAAAGAUGUUAAAGAGGAGAAAGAGAAAAGAAGGGAAAGGGGAAAAGAAAGGAAGGAGAAAAGGAGUAGAAAAACUUGUAGUAGGAGAAGAGGAUGAAGAAGACAAAGAAGAAGAAGAAAAAAAGAAGAAUUGAGGCGGGUAAGACAAACAAUGUCAAGGAGAAAUAUGGGAGACAUGUCUUCUCCCUGUUCUUUAGUAUAUAUUAGGAUAUGAGGAAGCUCGAGAAUUGUAAAAAUAUAGGCUAUGGUUGCAAACAAAGCACUAAACUAAUAAUUUGACAUUUUAAUGUUUAUUAUUAUCUGUCAGGGAGGCCAAGAAAUUGUAGGUUAGGGUAAAUAAGGACAUUUUCUUGGAUGCAUUGAGUGGUAAAUUUACCUUAAAGAAGAUAAGGAACAGUUGGCAAGGAGUGAAGGACAGGAAAGAUUGAGGAGACCUAACUCACUAGAAUAGAAAGUAUAUGUUAAUAUAGAGGUUUUAGAUUAUGGCAGUCUUGAAUGCUAGACUAAGCAAUUUUAUUAACAGUAACCUAUCUCUUCUUUUUAUUUCUAUGAAAUCUGACUAUACAAUCUGAACAAAACUCCCAGCAUGGGAAGUUCUGCCAAUGGCACAGGGUUACCUCCCUUCACCUUAACUGGUCUCCCAGGUCUUGAAGCUUCCCAGCACUGGAUGUUCCUGCUGCUUGGAGUCCUCUACACUGUCUCCAUUGUGGGAAAUAGCCUAAUUCUCUUCAUUGUCAAAGAAGAACAGAGUCUGUACCAGCCCAUGUACUAUUUCUUGUCCUUGCUUUCUGUCAAUGACCUUGGUGUGUCCUUGUCUACACUGCCCUCAGUGUUAGCCACUUUCUGCUUCCAUAUUGAGCAGAUUGCCUUUGAUGCAUGUAUGACACAGAUGUUCUUUAUACAUCUCUUCUCUUUCAUGGAGUCUGGGAUCCUACUAGCCAUGAGCUUUGAUCGUUAUGUAGCUAUCUGCAACCCACUGAGGUACUCUACCAUUCUCACUGACACUCGAGUUGUACAAAUGAGCCUGUUCAUUGGUAUACGCAGUUUCUGUGUGGUUUUUCCAUUGCCCUUCCUUCUGAAGCGUCUGCCCUUCUGCAAAGCCAAUAUCUUGUCCCAUGCUUACUGCCUGCACCCAGACCUAAUCCGUCUACCAUGUGGGGACAUCACUAUUAAUAAUAUCUUUGGUCUUUGCAUUGUCAUCUCUACCUUUGCCCUGGAUUCUAUACUUAUCUUCUUCUCUUAUAUUCUUAUUCUUCGCUCUGUGCUGGCUAUUGCUUCCCAAGAAGAGAGGCUUAAAACACUCAAUACUUGUGUAUCUCACAUAUGUGCAGUACUUAUUUUCUAUGUGCCCAUGGUGGGUGUAUCCAUGGUGCACCGUUAUGGGAGAUAUGCACCACCAUAUGUGUUUACACUAAUGUCCCUUGUCUACCUCUUUGUCCCUCCCAUGCUCAAUCCUGUUAUCUAUUCUAUUAAGACAAAAGAGAUCCGUAGGAGGCUCAUCAAGUUAUUCUCUGUGAAUAAACCCUAA